Aspergillus costaricaensis CBS 115574 is the source of this 207-nucleotide messenger RNA. RefSeq names its product YqaE/Pmp3 family membrane protein. NCBI's taxonomy places the organism in Eukaryota, Fungi, Ascomycota, Eurotiomycetes, Eurotiales, Aspergillaceae. The transcript is spliced from 3 exons. Gene Ontology annotation, cellular component: membrane. The record is from RefSeq and is a predicted model, not a curated record. Bases 1 to 207 code for a protein of 68 amino acids.
AUGCCUUUCACUGCCUCGGAUAUCUGCAAGAUCAUCUUUGCGAUCAUCUUGCCCCCGCUGGGUGUCUUCCUUGAGCGAGGAUGCGGUGCUGAUUUCCUCAUCAACAUCUGUUUGACAAUCCUGGGUUGGCUUCCUGGUGUCAUUCAUGCCUUAACGCUCCUCAGGCCCCUCCUUACCACCCACUUCGGUUCAAAACCCGUCGAUUAG